AGACUCGCCUGACCUCCAGCUCCCACCUGGGCAUUGUGGAGGUGGGAGGGCCACCUGCUGGCUGCCAUUCUGGGGCCCUGCUGCACGUGGGAGGCUGUUCGGGGCUGGGGCACCCCAAGGGGGUGUCGCCGGCCUGGAAGCAGCCAUGCGGUAUCCUUGUCGCUGAGGAGCCCAGCCAACUAGGGCCUUCUCAGGGCCAAGCAAUGACCACGUCGGAGGACCAGAGCCCAGCCCAGCCUGGCAGGACAAGCGAGCAGAGGGUGAUGUUGGACUCAGUGACACACAGCACCUUCCUGCCCAACACAUCCUUCUGCGACCCCCUGAUGUCGUGGACUGACCUGUUCAGCAAUGAAGAGUAUUACCCUGCCUUUGAGCAUCAAACAGCUUGCGACUCCUACUGGACAUCCGUCCACCCUGAGUACUGGACGAAGCGCCACGUCUGGGAAUGGCUCCAGUUCUGCUGUGACCAGUACAAGCUGGAUGCCAACUGCAUCUCUUUCUGCCAUUUCAACAUCAGCGGCCUGCAGCUGUGCGGCAUGACACAGGAGGAGUUCAUGGAGGCAGCCGGCGUCUGCGGGGAGUAUCUGUACUUUAUCCUCCAGAGCAUCCGCUCACAAGGUUACUCCUUUUUUAAUGAUCCUGAUGAGACCAAGGCCACCCUCAAAGACUAUGCUGAUUCCAGUUGCUUGAAAACAAGUGGCAUCAAAAGUCAAGACUGUCACGGUCAUAGUCGAACAAGCCUCCAGAGUUCUCAUCUAUGGGAAUUUGUGCGAGAUCUGCUUCUAUCUCCUGAGGAAAACUGCGGCAUUCUGGAAUGGGAAGAUAGGGAACAAGGUAUUUUUCGGGUGGUUAAAUCAGAAGCCCUGGCGAAGAUGUGGGGACAAAGGAAGAAAAAUGACAGAAUGACGUACGAAAAGCUGAGCAGAGCGCUGAGGUACUACUAUAAAACCGGAAUUUUGGAACGGGUUGACCGAAGAUUAGUGUACAAAUUUGGAAAAAAUGCACAUGGGUGGCAGGAAGACAAGCUAUGAUCUGCUCCAUCAUCCAGCUCAUGUAAUGGAUUUCUGUCUUUUCAAACAAUAGAUUGCAAUAGACAUUGGAAAGUCCUUUAAAAAAAAAAAAAAAAAAACACCUGCCAACGUGCUGAUAAAAUUUCUCCACAUCUCAGCUUACGUUUGGAUUCAGAGUUGUUGUUGUCUGUUUGGGGGUAAUGGCCGCAACCCUUAAGCUAUUUUUUUUUAACCCAAGGGGAGGAGGGAAUGACCUUUUGAGGUACCCUGAUCGAAAUCACUUCCCUAGUGAAGAGUUGCAGAAGCACAAUGCCCAGUGUCAUCGCUGCUGCUCAGAGAAAAAGGAUCCAAUUCUGCUAUUUAGAGGCUCAUCUGGUGGUCCCACUCCAAAGGCUCCAAAGUUUUCACACUGGUAACUGUGGCAGCUCACAAAGCAAAAAAAAAAGAAAAAAGUGAUUAGUUUGUAGUUCACAUAGUAGGAGGGGGUCAGAUGUGAUAAGAUAAACAGACAGAUUUUAAAUCGUUAAAGUCAAAUUCCAUAGUAAAGUUUCUUAACUGGUAAAGGAGCUAAGCCAUCAAGCUGAUACAUAAUUGGAUUUAGCAUAGUAAACUUUCUUAACCAGAAUAUCUUUUUAGCCGCUCAGCAAAACCCCCAUGGCCAUCUAUCUGGGCUAACACACUUAAAAUUAGGCACAUUCUUAAUUCUUGCUGAAUUUGUUGCCCCUCUUCUCCAGGGUAGGGAGCAUCAGAUGUGCAAAGGGUUAAUCCACAGACGUUUGCAUCAGUUUCCAAACCACUACUGUUUCUAUGGCUCAAGCUGUCAACGCAAUAAAAUCAUAAUUCACUGAUUCUGUCUGUGAGCAAGACAUUAAACCUUUACAGAGCCAGGAAUUUCCUGACGGCUCUGUAAUAGGCAAUUAAACUAUGAGUCUCUCCCUUUGUUUUCCUACCUGAUGGGUACGCAAGCUCUAAAACGCAUAUUUCCUUGACAAAAAUAGUGACGAUGGAUUUACACCAGUGAAUGUUCACGGGUUAAAGUCUGCACUGACGUUUUCUCAUCAGUCACUGGUAGGUGAACCAUUAGUGACUCCAGCUAGGUGGACUGCCCUCAGGACCCCUUCCCCAGAGCAGGAAGCUUCAUGUGAUGAGGCACUGAACCGCAAGAUAGACUGAGGGCCUCCAUCUUAGAGUUUCACGUCAAAAGUCACUUGUUUUUAAAAAAUGUGAAUGACUGUAAAAUAAUCUAUUUUUUGGAUUCAUGUGUUUCCCAGGUGGAUACAGUUUAUAAACAAUGUGAAUAAAAUAUUUAACAUGUUA
This is a messenger RNA of Bubalus bubalis (water buffalo), 2327 nucleotides long. It is a transcript of the gene ELF5, whose product is annotated as E74 like ETS transcription factor 5. The transcript has 7 exons. NCBI's taxonomy places the organism in Eukaryota, Metazoa, Chordata, Mammalia, Artiodactyla, Bovidae. Gene Ontology annotation, cellular component: nucleus. Bases 204 to 1031 code for a protein of 275 amino acids. The record is from RefSeq and is a predicted model, not a curated record. Gene Ontology annotation, molecular function: DNA-binding transcription factor activity, RNA polymerase II-specific; sequence-specific DNA binding. Gene Ontology annotation, biological process: cell differentiation; regulation of transcription by RNA polymerase II.